GACAGGCAGCUGUUACUAAAAUGAGUUGUCUUUCCAACAAGUGUAAAGCACAGGGUAGCUUUGUUCAUAAUCCCUCAUUUUUCAGAACCUGUGCUUAGGAACAUUAACGGACCUAGUCAAUUUAAUUUCAGGAGGUGUAUGGCAUAAUUUAAAUCUGGAAACUAGACGGGGUAUUUGUACUGUGUUCUAGAAAUGCAGCAGAUUUCAAAGAUCACAGACUCACUGCUGAUCAGCAAUUCCAGGUCUGCCUGUAAUGACGAACUCUUGCAUCAUGAGGGCAUCACUCAUUGCAUCAAUGUGUCCCGACAACAGCCAUUCCCUAGUCUGAAGAUCAGCACACUCAGGAUUGCAGUGUUCGAUGACCCACAGGAGAAUCUGUAUGACUAUUUUGACCUCUGUGCUGAUGCUAUCCAGGAUACAGCACAGGGGGGCGGGCGUAGCUUGGUUUACUGCAAGAAUGGACGCAGCCGAUCAGCCACCAUCUGCAUCGCUUACUUAAUGAAACAUCAACAGCUGCCUCUAGAAAAAGCCUUUCAGAUUGUGAAAGCAGCAAGAUCUGUGGCAGAACCCAACAAAGGAUUCUGGUCCCAGCUUCAAAGAUAUGAGGAGAACUUGAUGGCAACGCAAUCAAAGAUGCAAACAAAUUAAUACAGUCUUCCUUUAAAAGAGCAGUCCUAACUCACAUCAUAUCUGUACUACUAGCAGUAUAUCUUUGAUACUGCAUUUGCAGUGCUGCAGCAGCAUGGGAAUUACUCUACAAAGAAGUGUCACAACCCAAGACAAUGUCACAAUGAAAACCCUAUCCCUCUCCAUCAACAAUGCCAUUACUGAACCGUGACAAGAUUUAAAUGUCUGGAUUUGUUGUUAAGACUUAAAUACCUUGGAAUUACUGUGAACAUUUCACUGUUAAUGACUUCUCACAUUGAACUGCUAGAACCAAAAUGUUAUAAAAUAAUAAUGCCUGUUAAAGAAUUGCUAAUCUACUUUACCAUGAAAUCCAGGCUGCAACUAGCAAAAACAUACUACAUUAACUAGAAUAUGGUCUACCAUUCCUAGAUUGUUCUUCUGAAAUCAGUCUGUCAGAUUUACAAAUACUCUGUCUUUCUACUGCUUUACACUAUAUCUUUGUACCUCCUUGUACUCACCAACUCCUACAUCUUGAAAGUUCUGAUCUCCUUUUUCAAAUUCUCAUUUAUAAAUAAAUCCUAACCUGAUUUAAAGAAGUGACCAACAGACAGGCCUGUUGUGCUCAAGUCCUUGAAGGUCCAAAGAGCCAGACUUGAAUAACCAACCAAACAACAACUUUGUUUCCUCCACUAGAGUCAUCCAAACUGAAGACAUUAUUUACCGCAUCUAAACUCUAAUCCUACUCCAUUAAAGCCACGUCCUACAAAGACUUGAAAACAACCUCAGAGCACACUUUUUCAAUUGUUGUUCCAACACUCUGGGGCAGCCUACCACCUAACAUUAGAUUAAGCCAUUCUAAUUAAUAAUUUUGAAACAGAUUUUAGAUACUAAUAUAGUAACGUGUACGUGUUCUCAGCACUCCCCAACAACCUAAUUAGCUACUUUCUUCUAUCCUACACAAGCCACAAUCAUACGUCAUCAAAUUCAGUCAUCAUCCUGUGAUGCUUUGAUAUUAUCAGUAUGCAUAUAUAUGUAAACAUUGUAAAUAAUAAUUAACGUAUUUGUAAGCUACUACAUAUUAAUCAGUGCUUAUUAACUAUAGUUGGCUUAAUGUCUACUAUUAACCCAUUAACUCUUUCUUCUUCUGUAAUCACCACUGCUUCUCUCUUGUGAUUACUUGUGUUCUGCAUCCAUUUUGUAAUGACUUGUACACUUUACUGGGCUGUGGCUGAAAUUGGUUCUACUGAGUCAGGCCACUACGUCAGACAAUAAGUAAUAAUUAAAAUAAAUAAACGCUUUGACUCUUCUGAAGGGGUAAGGGCCAAUCAGUUAGGAAGCUAAUACUUCAGAUCAAUACCUGCAAGGUACACUAUGGCAAGCACAUCAGCUGCACCCAGAAGAAGAAGAAGAAUCUUUUAUCCUAAUUGGAAAAUGCAAGAAUGUUUAAACAAGCAAUCUACUGAAAUUGUUCAUUUCUGGAAAACACUUCUAUGUGUUUUAUUUUGCCUAAAUAAUUCUCUUCAUCUCAUGAAAUCAUCACAGCCAAAGUACCACUGAUCCUCACUUCCCAUGUUACUGACCUGUGACUGGCUCUUCUUCUGUGGCCUACGUGUCAUGGUUAGGUAACCAUGGUAGCGAUGUGACAGAAACAAACAAUAAAGGCAUUUUUUCACAAUGACAUCUGUGCAUUUAAACAAGAAGAAAGAAAAAAGUACAAUAGCUGUAAAAUCUUAUAGGUGAUCCUGUUAAAAAGUAAGAUAUGGAUUAAACUACAAUGUAAAGUCACAUUAGAGAAAUCUUCAGAAAAUUGUACUUGUGAUUUUAAUGCUAAACUCAAAAUAUUUGGAUGCUUUCUAUGGUUUUAAGGGACACCAAAGGGUUAUUUAUAUCAAGCAACUACUAAACAGUUUGAAGGCUCCAGGAUAACUGAUAUGAUUUUCAAAAAUGCUGUGUUGAGGUUGUUUUAUAAAUUUAAUAAGUUAUACCCAUGAGGGAUACUGGACAUGUUUUAUACUAUUGGGGGGGGAUUAAGUAUAUUCUUUGCCUUUCGUGAUAUAGAACAGGGAGGUACAGAGUACAUUUCCCCAUUAUUAACACAAACUUGAGAGCAUUGAAUGGUCCUUAAGGACAAUUUCUACUGAAGACUGGUUGGAGAAACUAAUUCCUAUUAUUAUUAUUUUUUUAUAAGAUGGGGAAGUUGUCUACACCCAAAAUAAAGGGAAUAGUACAUGGGAUUCCAGGUAUGCAGUUUUGGGAACAACUAGUAGAGGAGAACACUAUGCUUGCUUGAGAUAAAGCUAGAGUGACAUUUAAUAUGUUAGAUGGCUAACAGCUGAAAUAAAGGCAAUUGUACGUGGUUGUAAAAGUAUUAAAAUGGGUACUGAUGGAAGUAGACGAUAAGUUCAGCUUGUUUUAGCUUGAGAUAAAAAUUAUAUGUCCAAAGAUAUCUUAACCUGCACAUAUAAAUUAUAUUAGUAGCUUAUGAGGCUGUUUUACAAGAUUAGGAAAGGUCCUUAGAGUUAGAGCUAUACCAGGAAAAUUGUUGAAAACACAUCAGUUUAAGUAUGCAGCACAUUUAAUUAGUUUUAGAUAUUCACACAGAAAUGUCUCCAUAAAUGUUUUUAUAGUUUCCUAAUGAAUGUGAAACUGUUUGUCACCAAGGCACACAAUUGUGAUCACAAAGCAGUACAAUAUAAGAAAGUAAAACACAGUCAAACAUGCAAAAAUCUCAUAAUGACAUGCUUUUUGCAGGGUGGAAAGCCCCUCUACACUCAUGAUGUUGGAAGCUGUGAUCCUCACAUUCAGUACUACUCAUAGGUAAUAACUGAAUCCCCAAGAUACUGAAGACUUAAUCUUUAUUUGCAAAACCCCAGAACUGAGCAUUAGAAAUUGUACAUUAGAGUGCUGUUAUUAGUGUGUCAAGAAUGAGUGAGGCACUUUAUUUUUUAUACUCAUAAUAUACUAUACUGAAUCAGUUGUAUUCUUGUCUAGGCCCAACUUGUUGGAUAUGCAAAUAAAGAUCUAUAGGAAAUUUCAGCAAAAGUG
Molecule: messenger RNA, 3672 nt
Organism: Protopterus annectens (West African lungfish)
Lineage: Eukaryota; Metazoa; Chordata; Ceratodontiformes; Protopteridae
Product: dual specificity phosphatase 28-like
Exons: 2
Coding region: 193-648 (151 amino acids)
Biological process (GO): protein dephosphorylation
Cellular component (GO): cytoplasm
Molecular function (GO): MAP kinase tyrosine/serine/threonine phosphatase activity
Source: RefSeq, a predicted model, not a curated record